This is a messenger RNA of Necator americanus (New World hookworm), 1152 nucleotides long. RefSeq lists its product as uncharacterized. Gene Ontology annotation, cellular component: mitochondrial inner membrane; uniplex complex. Gene Ontology annotation, biological process: mitochondrial calcium ion homeostasis; calcium import into the mitochondrion. Gene Ontology annotation, molecular function: uniporter activity; calcium channel activity. Lineage: Eukaryota; Metazoa; Nematoda; Chromadorea; Rhabditida; Ancylostomatidae. The record is from RefSeq and is a predicted model, not a curated record. The coding region runs from base 1 to 1152 and encodes 383 amino acids. The transcript has 10 exons.
AUGGGUUUAGCGCAGUCGGUUAGAGUUGUUGCGCUGCCUGCACGAUCGGAGGCCACUUAUGAUUCUGUGGUGUUGUCGAUGGCGAUGAAACGUGCAGCACUUCUGUGCCUCCAACGUCUCCAGUGUCUCGAUGUUCAGCGAGUAUUUUCUGGAGCGUACACGGGGUCUCUGAGGAAGACGUCCAACAAAUGCACGUUCAAGUACUACUGUACGAAUCCGUCUUCCUCCUCAUUGCCAGCUGCUCACUCCACGAUCACAGUGCGCUUCGAGCGAGGGCUCCCCCUUCUCAAUGUUACACUACCGUCAAGGAAUGAAGCCUGUCAAUUUUCCCUCCGUCCACUUACUGACAAUGUUGGAACUUUUUGCGAACAAUUGCAACGUGAGGAUCGAGGAUUGGACUUUGUUGCAGUGUACACUAACGAUGGUGUGCGUGUAGCAACAUCAACAUCGAUCGAGCACCUAUUGUUGUUUGGAGGAUUUCGUUUGAGGUUAAAUGAUCGGUACUAUGAUGUAGUGAUCUCCUCCGAAAGAAUCGAUGGUGACUUGGGAAGUGACAGGAUGCGACAGAUCGAUGACCUGCGUGCAACGGUUGCUUCUCUACAUGCUUCUCUAUGUGUAGAUGAAUACAAGGUAGGCAGAGAAAAACGAUUGAUGCAGCAGCUGGAAAGAGCUGAAAGUGAACUGCGACCACUUCAAGAGCAAAAGCUACAGAUAGAGAAGGAUUGUGAAGCACAUGCGGAGCGAAUUAUGUGGACGGGAUUUGCGGCAAUGGGCAUACAAACAGGAUUAUUUGCUCGAUUGACAUGGUGGGAAUACUCUUGGGACAUCAUGGAGCCCGUUACGUACUUUGCUACUUAUGCGACCGUGGUUGCAACGUUUGGCUACUAUCUCUACACUAGACAGGCCUUCGAAUACCCUUCUGCUCGAGAUCGCGUUUUCACGAAACAUUUCUACAAAAGAGCUCAAAAACAGGGCUUUAACAUUGAAAAAUACAAUGCUUUGGUAACAGAGGUCGAAGAAGUUCGAAGUCAGCUGGAUCGCAUUCGUGACCCGCUGUUUCAACAUUUGCCCGUCAGCUAUCUCACAAAGCUAGAAAAUGGCGACUCUAAGGUUGACAAAUAUGCAGCUAAAAAAACUGUCGAAGGAAGUUGA